ACCUCUUUCCACGAACCAAAAAAUGCCAAGACGAAAAACAACAAAAGUCCAAGUCAAAAUUGAAGACAAGUUCCAAGAAUCCCGAAAACCCACCAUCACCACAACAACCACCUUCUCCUCCUCAACCACUGCUACCAGCACCUCCUUUCUCCUCCACCUCUUUGAGCCCUCCAAGUCCCACCAUAUUGGUCUCUCCCCAUAACCAAAACCCCACAAAAAACCACUAAAAAGAUCAAAACGUUUUUACAAAAAAUCCACAGAGCAAUUGAAUUCCUUAUGGAGGUGGAGGUGAAAUUGCGUCUGCUUGAUGCAGAAAAUCACAGCCUGUUAAAAGAAAUCCUUUCACCAUUUCACCUAAAAAAACUCAACCAAAAAAAUGUAUUUUAUGAUUCUGCUAAUGGCGUUCUUGCUUCUCAAAGGGCAGUGCUUCGCUUGCGUUCAUUCAUUGAUAACAACGAUGAAAGCACGCGAUGCGUUUUAUCACUCAAGGCAAAAUCAGUACUGAUUAAUGGCGUGAGUCGUGUCGAGGAGGAUGAGGAGGAAAUAGAGCCAUUGAUUGGAAAGCAAUGCGUGGAGGAAGCUAGCAAGUUGGGGUCGAUUGAGUCGAGGGUUAUUAAGAGGUGUAAAGAUGAGUUUGGGAUUGAUGGGGAAGUGGGUUUUGUGUGUUUAGGUGGGUUCGAAAAUGUGAGAGAGGUUUAUGAUUGGAGAGGUUUGAAGUUGGAGGUUGAUGAGAGUAAGUUUAGUUUUGGAGUUUGUUACGAGGUUGAGUGUGAGAGCGAUGAUCCUGAAAGAGUUAAGAGAGAGCUUGAAGGGUUUUUGAAGGAGAAUGGGAUUGAUUACAAGUACUCUGAGAUGUCAAAGUUUGCGAUUUUUCGAGCUGGGAAAUUGCCUUAGUAAGUGAAAGAUUAAUUUUCGGACUUGUGUUUUAUUUUUCUUUUUGAUGUCUGAAUGAUUCUUGAUGUGAAAAUUGCUUGUUGGUGAAUGAUUGUCAUUCCUUGUUAUUUUUUAUAUAUUGUUGUUGGUGCUUUAGAAAAUUGCACUCUUUACUUGUUCUGUUGUUAUUGAGUAGUGACUAGAUGAUUUUGGAUGUUUUGUGAGAGGACUGUUGUUUGCUGAAUGAUGGUUUUUCUAUUGUUAAUGUGAUCUAGCACUAUAGCUUUAUCCUGGAUAAAUGUCAAAGCCUGGGAAAUGACAACGGUCAAGGAAACCAUUUAUAUGUUUUCUCUUUUAUUCUUUCAUGAAACCUGGCCAAUUCUUUUGAAGCUAGAUGCUAGUCACUGAUUGUUCGACAUUUGUUCAUCAUAUUCGUUGUCUGAGAUUCAGUUGCCAGUUGCGUAAUACAUCUUCCACAAAGUUCUAUUUUUUUCUUGUUUAACAUGUGGUUGCGUUCUUUUUGUACGAUUGAUAAUUGAUUCUGUUUUGCAAUUGCUAACACUCAUUUUGAUCGCUUAGGUGGGCACUGUAAAUAAAUCUUCAAUUUAAUCUCAGCUGUUGAAUUUUGUUGGGAGCAUCCUAUUUACAGCAAAAUGCUUCUGUAAUAACAGAUGAGAUGUAGUCACCAGAGAACUCUAGUGAUUUUGCUUUGUGUGCAGUUUUAUUUGCUGUUGAAAACCAAUAUGUUUACAUAUCCUCGGAAUGAGUUGUGUCCAGAUGCCUGUGAGCUCAUCCAUAUUUACAACAACUAAGAAGUCUUCACAAGCCAAUCCCUUUGAUUCACAAACUACUAAAUUGAUCAGCUGGUUUAGCUACUCACUUGCCUCAAAGGAAGUUGAUUUGCACUGUUCACUACUUUUACCAAGUCUGUUUAUCAAAAAUUCACUUCAGUUCUUACCUUGGGUUGUUUAGUUGUUCCUUGUGGCUCUUGAAAGAGUUCAUAGAGUUUCUUAGCAUGCAUUCUUGAUUAACUGUUAUGAGGUAACCAGGCUAUGAGCUUACAAGUGUAACUAUUCUCUUGCAUUUGAUAGCUUUCCUAGCACAGAAACUUGCAGAUUUUUCAUGUCUUUCACUUUGCAUCACAUCUUUCUUAAAUGUUGAGGUUAAGAAUUGCAGUAGCGAUGCAUAUUUUAUUUACUUGGUUACGAGGCAAAAGAAAGGCAGUUUUUUUUCUUUCUGCUCUAGCCAUGUCUGCAAGUCCUCUGCACGUUGUUAAUUAUGCCGUGCUUUCACUUAUAAAAGGACAGCAAAUUCAUACCAUUUUUUGAAAAGUUCAUGAUAUGGCAUGUUCUUUUGAGUGAAUGAGGAUGUCAUUCUCAAACUGCAACUAUGAUUAAUCUGACAAUAUGAUUUUCAUUGGCAUUGCUAUGGUGAUUUAUCCAUUCAUUCAUCCUUUUGCAGGUUAUCUCAGCACAUGCUUAUUUUGUGCAAGUGGUUCUAGCACUGGAACCCAGUUCGAAGACAAUUCUGAAGAGCACUAAAUUUUCUUCUCUUGAAUGCAUCUUGCUCUCCUGCUGCAGCUGCACUCACCUGUUGACAUCUAUCUCGGCAGUGAAUUCUAUUUUUCUUGGUAGUGCUAGUUUGAACUCUAACAGUAAAUUAUUUCUGUUCUGCAAGGCUGUUAUACUAUAACCUUAGAACAAUGCAGUUAUACUGUAACCUUGAGAUGUUUUCGUGUCCUACAAUUGCUCAUCCAUCACAUGAAGAUGAUCCUUUUUUAUUGUA
Molecule: messenger RNA, 2658 nt
Organism: Populus nigra (black poplar)
Lineage: Eukaryota; Viridiplantae; Streptophyta; Magnoliopsida; Malpighiales; Salicaceae
Product: triphosphate tunnel metalloenzyme 3-like
Exons: 1
Coding region: 277-894 (205 amino acids)
Source: RefSeq, a predicted model, not a curated record